UUUGUUCCUGUUAUAACCGCUUCUUUUCAGGUACAGUUUCAAGGAGAGAAAAUAAAAGACACAUUGUUUCGAGAAACAGACUUCUAUCUCGACAACAUCGUCUACAAAAACACUUCCUGCACCAACAAGCCACCGCUACAUUACUCGUCUACAACUUCUCCCUUUCUAACUACAUUUCGAAAAUCCAGUACAGUGUUAAUAUUAAGAUCACAUCAAACUACAGAAACUGUCGUCGAUGUAGUGGACAGCGCGGUGACGACAGGUACUGCAGCUGCUGUCGUUGCUAGCGCCAUGGUCAUUGCUGCCGUCGUUGUAGUCGUCCGAUACUACUUCAAAAUAUGUCCUGCUGUAACAGGACUCUGUUUCGGAAGAAACGUUCUACUCGAAGACAUCUUGAAAAUAAUCCUCCAAUCGCAGCCUCUAAUCAACUCUAUAACAUGGUUGGUUUUACUCGCAACAGCACCGAUCCUUCCCGCGACAUCCACAGCAUACAGCAACUGCCGGCGGCUGAACCGGAAGUGAAUAUCUACUCCGACAUCGUGUACAUCGACACGACCCUCCCGAAAGGUAACCAAGGGUCACUGAUGGCCAGCGCCAACCCCUACUGGGUCAGUGAGCCUGUGCAAACCUCCAGCCUGGUGGCGAUGAAAUCGUCGAUGCAAUCUGAGGCGACAGAGGAGACGAUAUAUCAAAACACGGACGCUAAGGAGCACCCGGGGAAGGAGUUUGAUCAGGACGAGAGUUAUCUGACGCCUUGUGAAGGAGAGAUGAAGAUGGAGAGGGUGUACCAGAAUGUGGAUACGAGUCUAUGAACAUAUGAUGCCUGUAUCAAAUCUCGAAGUAAUCUCCAGAAUCAGGCGCGGGAUUCCUGUUUUGUAGGAUGAAUGAACUGAC
This is a messenger RNA of Pomacea canaliculata, 894 nucleotides long. RefSeq lists its product as uncharacterized. The transcript has 4 exons. The record is from RefSeq and is a predicted model, not a curated record. Bases 339 to 812 code for a protein of 157 amino acids. NCBI's taxonomy places the organism in Eukaryota, Metazoa, Mollusca, Gastropoda, Architaenioglossa, Ampullariidae.